AUGAUACUGAUAACAGCUCCCCGUUUCACCACUUGCCCUCACCUUCUCCUCCGCCAUUCCGAUCAUUCUUCUUCUUCUCCUCUUCGCUACAAAUCGAUUAAUCGGAGCAAAAUUUCUCGUUCCAGAAGCGUCUCCGCUGCCUCCUCCUCCUCCUCUUCUUUGUUGCCGCAACCGCCGCUUCGUCCGGAUAAGGCGUCGGAACUGAGAGCUCUGUGGAAGCGAUUCUGGAAAGUCGCUGCUCCUUAUUGGUUUUCCGAGGAUAAAGAUUAG
Messenger RNA from Microthlaspi erraticum, 270 nucleotides. The record is from the annotation of a GenBank genome assembly. Lineage: Eukaryota; Viridiplantae; Streptophyta; Magnoliopsida; Brassicales; Brassicaceae.